Molecule: messenger RNA, 1083 nt
Organism: Rattus norvegicus (Norway rat)
Lineage: Eukaryota; Metazoa; Chordata; Mammalia; Rodentia; Muridae
Source: RefSeq, a predicted model, not a curated record
AUGGCCCCGUGGAGCCGAGAGGCGGUGCUGCGUCUGUACCGGGCUCUGCUGCGCCAAGGCCGAGAGCUUCGCUACACCGAUCGAGACUUCUACUUUGCUUCCAUCCGCCGAGAAUUCAGGAAAAAUCAGAAACUUGAGGAUCUGGAGGCUCGAGAGAAGCAGCUGGAGAAGGGCCUGGUCUUCCUCCAUAGCAAACUAGGAGGCCUUAUUUAGAAUCCUCUCUUUUCCCCUCCUACCCUAAUUCCAAGACGAGGACAAAGGUGCCUUCAGUAGAUACUCCUGGCUCCCCUACCCCACCUCACAGAUGCAUUAGGAAGCCUCAGAUCCCUUUCUGGAAUAGAAUUCUUAAUAAAGACUUUUGGUCAACCAGGGAGGUUACAGAGAAGGAGAGUUAAAAACAAAGUGGUUGUUUUUCGGAUGGUGAUUGAUGCUUGGAUGGAACCUGGAGCUUGAGCAUGAAAGGCAGGUGCUCUACCACUGAACUAUUCCCAGCCCCUUGUGUGAUAUUUAUGGCUUUUAAGUUCUUGUUAGUUAAUUUUGGGAUAGGGUCUCACUGUGUAGCACUGGCUGGCCUGGAACUCACUUUGUUGACCAGGCUGUCUUCAAAUUCAUAGAGAUUCACCUGCAUCUGCCUUCCCUGUGCUGGGCUUAAAGGCUUGCACGCCCUGCUACUUUACAUGUUUUGCCUCUGAGGAGAGUUGGAAAGAUGGCUGGAAGGCGGGAGAAGGCCAGAGGCAAACUGCUUCUGAGGCCUUUUCGGGUGUUGUUUGCUGAACCAGUGCAUUCGCUGUUACUGCCACAUGCACUCAGGCGGCACAUGGUUGUGGAAACCUGGGUUUACUCAGUUACGUUCCGCUGUAUUCUGUCGAGCUAGGGAUCUCAAGGCUCUAAUGACCUCACUAAGGAGAAACAUUGGUGCUGUCCCAUUCGUGUGUCUAGGGAAAUAGUUUAGAUAAAGCUUGCUUGAGUUGUUCACAGAGCACAGCACAUUUCCCCCCAGUCUUCUUUCCUCCCUGGUCACUGUUUUUUCUCUUUCUGCUUUUUUUUUUUUUUUUUUAAGCCAUUUUAGGUGGUUAAAGUGCA